Neocloeon triangulifer is the source of this 2103-nucleotide messenger RNA. RefSeq names its product sodium-coupled monocarboxylate transporter 2-like. The record is from RefSeq and is a predicted model, not a curated record. NCBI's taxonomy places the organism in Eukaryota, Metazoa, Arthropoda, Insecta, Ephemeroptera, Baetidae. Gene Ontology annotation, cellular component: membrane. Gene Ontology annotation, molecular function: symporter activity. Gene Ontology annotation, biological process: transmembrane transport; sodium ion transport. The coding region runs from base 178 to 1971 and encodes 597 amino acids. The transcript is spliced from 15 exons.
UGAGCGGCAAUGACGCGACACAUUAUGUGUUUAUCGCGUGGCCCGAGAGUUGCAGCAUCACACCUAUAGAUGCGUUUGGAAUUUGCAUCUAAUAGUUCAAGUGCAAUCGGUGGUGUGGGAGAGUCUGCUGCCACUGGGACACCCAACUACCUACCUGUGGAGUGAUUAUUUGCUAACAUGUACACGGCAGAUGAUGUGUUUGUCAGCUCCACGGCCAUGCCUACGUCAUCGAUUGCCGGCGCCGUCAAAACCUUCAGCGUCUUGGACUACUUCGUUUUUUGCACUCUGAUGCUGACGUCGGGGGCGAUCGGCGUCUACUUUGCGUUUUUCGCCAAGCAGAAACAAAACACCACCAAAGAAUACCUCAUGGGUGGAAAAAACAUGGGAUUAUUUCCCAUCACAAUGUCACUUGUAGCAAGUUACAUUUCUGGAGUGUCUUUGCUGGGAGUGCCGGCCGAGAUCUACACUUUCGGCACACAGUACGGCGUCAUCAUUAUAGCCGAGGUUAUGGUCUGUGUGCUGAGCGCUUAUGCAUUCAUGCCAGUGUUUUACAAAUUGCAACUGUUCUCGUCUUUUGAGUAUUUGCAGAUGAGAUACGACAACUCGGUCCGGCUCUUCCUAUCCGUGCUUUACUGCCUGAUGACAAUCCUGUACACGCCGCUGAUCAUCUACAUCCCCUCGCUCGCCUUCAGCCAAGUGUCGGGCAUCAACUUGUACGUCGUGGCGGUGGCGACGUGUGCCAUUUGCAUUUUCUACACCAGUUUGGGUGGUUUGAAAGCUGUGGUUUGGUCGGACACGGUGCAGUCCUUCGCGAUGAUUCUCGGCGUGAUCGCCGUGACCGUGCUCGGGACGAUGGACGUUGGUGGCGUCGGGGUGGUGCUGGAGAGGGCGACCACCAGCAACAGGAUCGAGAUUUUCAAUCUGGAUCCGAAUCCUCUGGUGCGUCACACGUUCUGGACAGUGGUAAUUGGCAACUUCUUCAUGUGGCUGUCGCACAUCGCCGCCAACCAAGCCAUCCUGCAGCGAUGCCUUGCAUUGCCCACCAUCGGCAAGGCGAGAAGCGCUCUGAUAUCCCUGUCCAUCGGAAUUUCAACGUUUGUGGUUUUUAGCGUGUAUUCUGGCCUGGUAAUUUAUGCAAAAUAUCACGAUUGCGAUCCAGUUUACACGAAAGCCAUAAGGAAAGUUGAUCAAAUUUUACCGUUCACGGUGAUGGACCUUUCCAAUAGCGUGCCUGGAUUUCCGGGAAUCUUCAUCGCCGGAGUUUUCAGCGCUGCUCUCAGUUCGAUGUCAACAAUGCUUAACUCGAUGUCCGGCGUUAUUCUGCAGGACUUCAUCCGUCCGUGCUGGGGCAAACGACCCCUGUCCGAAAUGGCAGCCAGCACCAUCAUGAAGGUGAUCGUGGUGCUGAUCGGUUCGUUGUGCGUCGUCAUGGUGCUGAUCGUCGACAGGCUGGGAGCCAUCAUUCAAGUCAGUCGAACUCUGAGCGGAAUCACCGCAGGAGCGUCGCUCGGCAUAUUUGUGCUCGGCAUGACCGUGCCGUGGCUUAAUGCAAAAGGCGUCCUCUGGGGCGGCAUUUCCAGCAUCUUUGUCGCUGGCUGGGUGGCCCUCGGCUCGCAGACUGCCCUUCGAAGUGGCACGCUUAGGUUCGAGAACAAGCCACUCUCCGUUGAUGGAUGCCUUUACGACUUUCCCUCCACCAACGAGACAUUGAACUUCACGCCCGUCGAGGACGCGUUUUGGGUUUUCCGCAUCUCGUACUUGUACCUGACCGUCAUCGGAUUUACAACGCUGUUGGUGGUGGCGUUUUUUGUGACUUUGGCCACGGGGCCAAACGACAUCAGCAAGAUGAAUCCAGACCUCUUCAGUCCCCUCGUGCAAGGCCUCUUCCCCAAGAAGCAGCUCCCUGAGGACGGAAACGCCGAGAUUAAACUGUUGCACAAAAAAGCGGAAGCAGGGGAAACGAUGGAAUAAUUGUGUGAGAAAAUCUGUGACGAUCGCUGUAUGUUAAAGUUUACGCCCAAGCAAGUCAUCUCAACAUUUCUUUCUAUUUUUGUGAAUGAAAAGAUGAAAUAAAAGUACUUUUCCACUUGAUUGAAAGAGACA